Exophiala xenobiotica is the source of this 5706-nucleotide messenger RNA. RefSeq lists its product as uncharacterized. NCBI's taxonomy places the organism in Eukaryota, Fungi, Ascomycota, Eurotiomycetes, Chaetothyriales, Herpotrichiellaceae. Gene Ontology annotation, cellular component: cytoplasm. The record is from RefSeq and is a predicted model, not a curated record. The transcript has 2 exons. Gene Ontology annotation, molecular function: protein binding. Bases 173 to 5611 code for a protein of 1812 amino acids.
ACGCUAUCUCCCAAUGACCCUGCUAUCCCUUGUCCGCGAUCUUGCCUGAUUGUCAGCGCAGUGAAAUCCGUCGAAACUGUCCUGUGCUGCGUUCAGCUGCUCAUAUCAUCCUUCAAUCCACCUUCAAUCUUUGCCCUUUCUUCUGCAUCCCCAGCACCAUCCUCUUGCGGUGAUGGAGCUUCCUACCCUUCCUGUGCCGGUCUCAGAGUUUGUGACCUAUCUCAACAAGCAACCCAAGUCACAAGCUGGAGUGACUGAGGCGGUGAAACCUUUCAAGGCCUUUGAAAGCAAGUUGAGAGAAGUCUUUGCCCAACAUCCUGAUCAUCCUGCUGCAACCGAUCACCAUCUGGUCCCUGUCUUCGGUAGCGACCCUCUUCAAGUCCGAGCAAGAAAUCUCACACAAGAGCCAGCCGCCGAGAAGGAGAGAUACUUGCUUUCGCUUCCAGAUGAGCUUCGUAGAAAGCAUGACUCUCCCGCCACUGUGCAAUCACUCAAGGAAUUCAAGACAAACUUCAAUGUAUUCUCGGAAUCAUCGCUGAUUGAUCUUGAUUGGAGCAACGUGGUCGUCGCCGGAAGUGCUGUUGUUACAUCUCUCCUGCCUGUGGAUGAGCCUCAUAACGCAUCCAAGAGAGCCCUUCGGACGUACUAUCACGAAGAUCUCGCCCCAGCUUCCGAUGUCGAUAUCUUUCUGUACGGACUGAACGAGGAGGAAGCCAUUGAGAAGAUCAAACAAAUUGAGGCCAGAGUUCGAGACAGUAUCCUCGCCGAGACCACCACUGUCCGCACCAAGAAUGCCAUAACCAUCGUCUCGGAAUACCCAACUCGUCAUGUUCAAAUUGUGCUUCGUCUUUACAAGAGCAUCUCUGAAAUCCUUACCGGUUUUGACGUCGACUGCUCUUGCGUUGCCUAUGACGGCCAACAAGUCUGGGCAUCUCCCCGAGCUCUCGCAGCCUUCAUGACGCAAGUGAACACCAUAGAUCUGACCAGGAGGUCACCUUCUUAUGAAAAUCGACUGUCGAAGUACUCCCACCGUGGAUUUGAAGUGUACUGGCCCGCCAUCGAUCGCGCUCGCAUCGACCCGACUAUCUUUGAAAGAUCGUUCACAAGAGUGCAAGGCCUAGCACGACUCCUUGUCUUGGAAAAGCUUCCACAUCCUAAUGACCGAGACACAUACCUUGCUCAACGCAGAGAGGAAAGAGGUCGCCCACCCGUGCCAUGGCAUGCAAGAUAUCGCCAUGAAUUACCAGGAAAUGUCAAGGAUGCUCAACCCGACGAUAUCGCCGAGUGGGUUGAAGAGGAUGAAGUCUCCAACUACCACACUGUCUGCAUUCCGUACGGACCUCGCUACAACGCCAAAAAGGUCGAGAAACUGCUGUUCACGAAGGACCUGUUGUUCAACGCCGAGUGGAACAGACCCAGAGACCGAGAGACGAAAAUCCACCGCCAUCCCGCCUUUUUCGGAUUUGUCAAUGAUGUUAUCCACGACUGUUGCGGUUUCUGCCCCCCACCAACAACCGAUGAAGACCUUGCAGCCUAUGAAGAAGAGAGCAAGAUCUACAUCUCCGGCGAUAUCUCCUUCCUCAAAGACGACCCAGGCAGACAGGCCAUCGGCAGUUUCAACCCAAUAACCGAUGAAGAUUGGACAGAGAUGGCCUACAUUGGCAAUACCACGAGACUAUGUCAGGCUAUUGUCGAUCAUGACCUGGAAGCCGUGACAGACUGGUUCUCAUCGCCAGAGGUGGUUGACGUCAAUCGGCGCGACCACACAGGUCGAACUCCGUUGCAUUUGGCCACAAUGUGUUCAACGCCAGAAAUUGUCCGGUGCCUCAUUGAGCAUGGUGCUCGUCUUGUGUCAAGGCUGUACCAUGGUAUGACGGCUUUGCAUAUUGCUGCUCACCGAGGAGAAGUGCAUAUGGUCAAAGAUCUUCUUGACAAGAGCGAAGCUAACGAGGAAGAAGAAUCUCUUAAGGAGGCAGCAAGAAAAGAGGCCCGCAGAGCCGCAGCGUCCAAGCCGUUGGCGGAAAAUCAGGAGGGGGACAGCAGCAACAGUGACUCAUUCGACUCUGACGAAGACAUGGACGAGGAUGAAGACGGAGAGAUGACCGAAGGCUCUUUCGUGAAAGUACGCGGAAAAGAGGAAGACCCAGAUGCGAUGGCGGAAGACAAGGAUGAGCCGGAUGUCUUUGACAUCGAUGUCCUUGCGUGGGACAGUCCUCUCUCUCCUCUUCACCUCGCUAUCCUUGCAGGCCACAUCGAUGUUAUCGAUGUCCUGAUUGACCAAUAUGGUGCUGAUGUCCUUUUGCCGGUCAAGAUACGGGAUCCGAGUGAUCGGGAAUCGGCACGCGGUGCCAUUCUCACCAUCGUCUUGGCCCUCCAGCUCCCGCUGCAGCAAGCUAACCAGACCGUUGCUAGUCUUCUUUCACACGGUGCAACAGCUGUGCAGGCCGAUACGAAACACAUCACAGCUCUUCACUAUGCAGUUAACCAUGGGAAGACGUUGAUCUUGGACACAAUCCAGAAUGCAGAUCCAUCUGCAUUUUCAAGAGCUUGCAACUUUGUGUCUGUCUCGGGAUACUACACAAAUCCGUUCGUAAAGACACCGUUACUUACCGCGAUCCGUGGUCGCAAGAUGGAAAUCGUACAGAGCCUGAUCAAAGCGGGUACUCAAACGAGCGUUGAUUUUGAGUCGUUUGCUCAAGCCUACAAGCGCGAUGUGUUCCACCAUGUUCCAAACGAUCCGGAAGAUGUCAAGAAGACUUACCAGCAUUGUGUGGAACAGCCAAUCAUUGUCGCCCUCCACAUGGAGAUGGUAGAUCUGGUUCACCAGCUGGUUGAUCUUGGCGAGGACGUCAACACCCUGCCAACUUCUGCGCAUUCAUAUCUCACUAGCUCCCGUUGGAGAGGCAAUGCCACAGCUGCUAAGUCUCUCCUGGACCUCGUUCGGGAGCGCAUCAAAUCUCUACAAGACUUCCUCCAUCCACCCACGGACGAGAAGCUCGAGAAGCCUAAGUCUUUGGAUGAAGACGACAAGUACCUCAAUUUUGACAGAGGAUCGUACCAAUAUUGGACGGCGCACAAUGAUCUGCGCGAAGCGAGACUUACUCUAGGAUAUCAAAGAAAGAGAUACGAAGAAGAACUUGCGAGUCGGGCAAAGCGUCCGGAGAAACAUAGUCAGCAUAAGGAUACUGCUGUGAUGGACACCAUUUCCAACUUGAUGGAACUGGAGAAAAGGCUCAUUGACAAAGGCGCCAAACCGUUCGCAGAGUUGCACCCGCUCGAGGAGUCGCAAAACGAAACACACCAUCCUUUUGGCUUGUACAAUCCUCGACAGAGGUUCAAGAAUGUGCCCUACGAGACAACGUUUUCAUUCCAGAUUGCUGAUCUGACAUCCGAAAAGAAAGCCAAAUAUGUCCAGCUCUUCGAGGCGGCUUGGGCCGGUGACACAGAAGCCGUGCGCUCACUGUGUUUGACAGGCUCCAAACCUCUCCAAGUCGCAGUCACAGACCUCCGCGGGUUCAGCCCGUUCGCUAUCGCAGCAUUCCGGGGGCACUUCAAUCUGGCCACACUCAUUGUCGAGAUAGCCACGGCCCAGUACCAACCCGACCAAAAUUCGGAACAAUACCAUUACAUUCUGGCAACUGAAGACGAUCAGGACGACGAUAGUGAAUACGGUGAUCACCACGAAGGCGCGGAUGUACUUGACGACGUGAAAGUCCACGCUCAGUUAGUGGAUGAAACUUUCACCGUCGACGAUGUUGUGGCUCUGGCCGAUAACGUCAAAUCAAAAGUCUCACCAGAAACAAUGGUGAACUGGAGCUGCAAGAUUGAUCGUGUUCUUCAAGGACAUGUGGAUGAGAGAGAUGCCAACGAAGCACUUGGGGCAUAUUGUGAGCCGCGUAUCUUCUCAUACGGCCAUCUUUCAGCCCAGUCCUGGUCAUGGUUCCACGAAGCCCUCGGAGAGAUUGGCAACACGCGUCGACACUCUCUCAUACGACUUGCGAUAUUUACCAACGACUUGCGCCUUCUGAAGUUUUUGAUCAAAACGGGUAUCAACCUUGCAGCCCAGAAAGACGACGAAGACAACCUGAAAGUGCCGACCAUCAAUCGACAAGAUUUUGAACUUGCCAUCAGACUUGGCAGAGUCGAGCUGAUGAGUGAGAUCAUUAGGACAACGGGAUUCGGCCUACCAUUGCAAAAGAUGUUCCAGACCUCGGGUGUGAAACUUGAUGAGAAACCAAGAUACUACCAAGGUCUCACUGUACAUGGAAAGAAGCGUCAAGAUUGGGCGGAUGCAAGCCGAAAGGGUGCCCAUCAGAAAAAUGCCGAAUCCGACUUUGGCAUUCCGCUUCUUGCCUCAGCUCUUGAAGGAAACCUUGAAUCUACCGAGUACUUCCUGUCAGACGCCCCCUUCCAUCGUUACCUGGAUUUUGCGGACUCAUUCAAGAACGACAAGCACAUUCGGGGCCUGGCUCAAGCCAAGAGUGGUCUUCAAGGCACCUUGUCGAAUUGGCUGUCCACUCACAACGGCCUUGCCCUCCAUCUUGCGGUACUGUCACCACCCAAGAUGGACGGUACUCAACCAACAUUCGAUUACCUCCUUGAGAAGAUGCCGCAGACUUUGGAGAUGCGUUCGGCCAAUGGAAGCACUCCUCUUCAUCUUGCCUUCCAGACCGGUCGGUAUUAUGCGGCGAAGAAAUUGAUUGCUGCAGGCGCGAAUCAGGCUACCAGAGACGACAAUGGAAGAAACAUCCUGCAUAGCCUCCUGGAUUCUUUUGACUUCAAGAAGCAUGCUUUGCUCCAAUCUGUCCUGGGCAUGCUCGACCAAAAUCUUGUUGGCUCGUUGUUUCUUGAACGCUGUGCUGGGUUCGAGCCCGGAGGACUGACACCCAUCGCCUUGUUCCUUCGUCAUAUCAAUGCUCCGACAGGUUGGGAAGAGAGUCUCGAAAUCAUCCUCUCUUAUUCCCAGGGGAAAGAUCUCGAGAAGAUGGACGGUGCCGGAGACUAUCCACUGCACAAUGUCGUGCGACGCGGGUACAGAAUGGUCGUGGAGUUCCUUGUCGAGUACAGACCAGGCCUGCUUCAUUGGGAGAACUCGACAGGUAUGACUCCACUUGAUGUCGCUCUCGCCAAAUAUCAUCGUCAGCUAUUUGACCACCCUCCCAAGCUUGCGAGCACCAACACCUGGACUGCCGCGGAGGCUCCUGUAAAGGAAUUUGUGAGAAAGACUGCUUCUGAGGGCAUCUCAGAGGCGGAUGAUGUAUCGGAUCGCAGCACUGAGUGGCAGGUGUAUCGUCUGAUUGAGUCUCUGAUGGCCAAAUACCCAGCGAAACGAAAGCUGGUGGGUCUGCACGAUGCGAAUGAAGUCGCCAAGCGUCUGGCAGCGCAGCAGCACAAUAAGAAUGCAGAAAUGCGGCGCCGUGAGAGACUUGGUUUGAAGGCUGGCAAUAGCCACGGAUCUCGGUACCAAUUUCAGUACCAGGAGAGUCACCAAGGUCCCCAGGAUGAGGUCACUCGUGGUCUUACACGCGCUCGGAAUUUCGCGAAAUGGGAUGAAAUGGUCUGGAGAAAGCAAGAGGCCGGGGAAGAUGAUGUUGAGAAAGAAUACAAAUAGAAUGUAGAGACUUGAUGGGCGUAAGACGUGGAAGUCCCCUUUUGCAGGUAGAUUGUUAUUCAUUCCUUGAUACAGCCGAUGAUGGUAGAAGGCAA